AUGAAAAAAACAAAUUUGAAGCUAAAUGCUACUGCAACAUCAAAAAGAUAAAAUAAAGAAAAUACAAUAAAAUCUCCACGAAAAGCUAUUUCCCCAAAAAACUUUAGAUAAAAAUUAACUUGUCCUGAUUUAUGGGAUAAUAUUGAAAAAUAAUAAAUUACUUCUGAAACAAUAUUUUAACAAAUAUUUCCUAAUCCUAAUAGAAAGAGAUUAACUUACUUUUAGUUUGAUUAAAUUAAACUUUUAAGUGUAGAAAAAAAUGAAAUUUUUGAUUUAUUGUAAUAGGAUGACUGGAUAGAAUAUAAUAGAGCAGGUAAAAUUCUAGGAGAAAAAUAUGGAUUUGAAUAAAGUUAUUUAAAACAAUGGUUUGAUGAAAAUCAAGUUAAUUAAACUAUUAAAAAAGUAGAUCUACUCAAAAAAUUUAAAGACAAAAGUAAUUUUAUAACCAAGUAUAUAUUUAUUUAAAUUAUAAGAUUAUUUGAAGAAAUUGAUUUUAAUAAUACAUAAGAAUUAUCGUAUUGGGAUAUCUAUCUUCAUAAAGAUAUUUAUAUACUUAAGUAAAUAAUUCCACAAUGA
This is a messenger RNA of Paramecium primaurelia, 576 nucleotides long. The record is from the annotation of a GenBank genome assembly. NCBI's taxonomy places the organism in Eukaryota, Ciliophora, Oligohymenophorea, Peniculida, Parameciidae.